Messenger RNA from Cephus cinctus (wheat stem sawfly), 2942 nucleotides. It is a transcript of the gene eIF3c, whose product is annotated as eukaryotic translation initiation factor 3 subunit C. Gene Ontology annotation, biological process: translational initiation. The coding region runs from base 170 to 2848 and encodes 892 amino acids. The transcript is spliced from 15 exons. Gene Ontology annotation, cellular component: eukaryotic translation initiation factor 3 complex. NCBI's taxonomy places the organism in Eukaryota, Metazoa, Arthropoda, Insecta, Hymenoptera, Cephidae. The record is from RefSeq and is a predicted model, not a curated record. Gene Ontology annotation, molecular function: translation initiation factor binding; translation initiation factor activity; RNA binding.
UGGCGCAUUCAUUUGCCUGUAGUUGCCAGUAGUUGCGCACAGUCGUAAGGUGGACGUUUUCUAGCCUUUCCGGUCUUCGGUAGCGUAGGUUCGCUUGGGCUAUAAAUUGGGACGAGUAGUGAGCUCGAUUUGCAGUGAAUACAAGUAUUUACUCUAAUUUUCUACAAUCAUGAGUCGUUUCUUUGCUACUGGCUCAGAUUCUGAGUCGGAUAGCUCGUCUGAGGAGGAGCAAAUUCCCAGGGCACCAGCAGCAGCAUUCACAUUUAGUGAUGAGGAAGAAGAAACUAAGCGUGUCGUUCGUUCAACGAAAGAAAAACGAUAUGAGGAGAUUACAAAUCUUAUUAAGCUCAUACGCAAUUAUAAAAAAAUUAAAGAUAUGAGUAGCAUGCUAUCUAGCUUUGAGGAUCUUAUGCGGGCAUAUCAAAAAGCAUUGCCAGUCAUAGCAAAAGAGGAAAAUGGACAGACGCCUCGUUUUUAUUUGCGGUGUUUGGUGGAAAUGGAAGAUUUUAUAAACGAAGUUUGGGAGGAUCGUGAAGGACGUAAAAAUUUGUCAAAGAACAAUUCAAAAUCAUUGACCUCCCUGCGGCAGAAACUUCGAAAAUAUAAUAAAGAAUUUGACGAGGAUAUCGCUAAAUUCCGCGAAAAUCCUGAGCAGGAUGACGACGAAGAAGAAGAGAAAGCUGAAGAAGCAGAAGAAUCUGAAGAAGAAGAAGAUCGUGCUGCUGCUUUCAAGAAAUCUGGUUCUGAAGCGAGCGCACCAGACGUCUCAAAAUUCAAAAAAGGACCAGCCGACGGAGAUGAUGGAAGUGAGAGUGAGUCGGAUUGGGGAAGUGAUUCCGAUAGCGAUAGCACCAGCAGCGAAGAUGAUGGACAAUAUCAAAAUAUCCGUGAGCGUUUUAUUAAAAAAGCCACUGACAAGGAUGAAGAUGAAGACAAAGCAAAGAAGAAGGAGCAGAGAAAGGAACGCAAGGAUAAAGAGAGAAAGAAGAAGCGCGAUGAAGAUGACGGCGAAGGCGAAUGGGAAACUGUUAAAGGUGGUGUCGCAAUUCCUUCGGAGAAGCCGAAGAUGUUUGCCAAGGAUGCUGAGAUCAAUGUAGCAGCCGUCCUUAAGAAAUUGACGGAGGUUAUCGCAGCACGAGGCAAGAAGCGCACCGACAGAAGAGAACAGAUCGAACUUCUACACGAAUUGCAACAAAUCGCAGAAGUUCAUAAUCUUGGUCCAGCUGUUGCUGUUAAAAUCAAGUUCUCUAUCGUGUCUUCAAUAUUUGAUUAUAACCCGAAAGUAUCUGAUGCCAUGAAACCGGAGUACUGGUCCAAGCUUCUGGAACGUAUCUCAGAAAUGCUAGAUAUGCUGCUCAACACUCCGGAUAUGAUAAUAGCCGAGACCAUUAAUGAGGAUUCUGAAGAGUAUGAAACACCUCCCUACAAGUUACAUGGAUGUGUUUUAACUUUAGUUGAACGUCUUGACGAAGAGUUCACCAAAUUACUCAAGGAAUGCGAUCCCCACAGUAAUGAAUACGUAGAGAGAUUAAAGGAUGAAAAGCAAGUAGCAGCAAUCAUCGACAAGGUACAAGAGUACCUGGAAAGACAAGGCAAUGUAUCUGAACUAUGUCGAGUUUAUCUGAGAAAAAUUGAACACCUGUAUUACAAGUUUGAUCCGAAUGUCUUGAAGCAGAAAGAGGGAGAAAUUGGACCUGAAGUGGUAACUUCAGUUCAGGUUAUGGAGAAGCUAUGUAAAUACGUUUACGCACGUGACGGCACAGACCGUCUCAGAACACGUGCAAUUCUAUCGCAUAUUUAUCAUCAUGCACUUCAUGACAAUUGGUUCCAAGCUCGUGACCUCAUCUUGAUGUCUCAUUUACAAGAAACAAUUCAGCACUCUGACCCAGCUACUCAAAUUCUGUACAAUCGUACUAUAGCGCAUUUGGGAUUAUGUGCCUUUCGUCAUGCCAACAUUAAGGAUGCGCAUAACUGUCUUGUGGACCUAAUGAUGACAGGCAAGGUUAAGGAAUUGCUUGCACAAGGUUUACUACCUCAACGUCAACACGAGCGUAGUAAAGAGCAGGAGAAAAUUGAGAAACAGCGACAAAUGCCAUUCCACAUGCACAUCAAUCUAGAACUUCUCGAAUGCGUCUAUCUUGUGUCUGCGAUGCUCAUUGAAAUUCCCUACAUGGCUGCACACGAAUUCGAUGCGAGACGUAGAAUGAUUUCUAAGACUUUCUAUCAGCAGCUGAGAUCGAGCGAACGUCAGUCCCUUGUUGGACCACCGGAGUCAAUGAGAGAACAUGUUGUAGCUGCUGCGAAGGCAAUGCGGAAUGGCAACUGGUCUGCUUGCAACAAUUACAUUAUCAAUGAGAAAAUGAAUGCUAAAGUCUGGGAUCUGUUCCAUCAAGCUGAUAAGGUUCGCGAUAUGCUAACCAGGCUAAUCAAAGAAGAAGCGUUGAGAACGUAUCUCUUUACUUAUUCCCAUGUCUACGACUCUAUCUCUAUGCCUACCUUGGCAGAGAUGUUCCAUCUGAAACGACCUGUAGUUCACUCUAUUAUCAGUAAAAUGAUCAUUAAUGAAGAGCUCAUGGCAUCAUUGGAUGAUCCAACUGAAACAGUAGUAAUGCAUCGCAGCGAGCCCAGCCGUUUACAAUCAUUAGCCUUGCAACUCACUGAUAAAGUGAACAAUUUUGUUGAUUCCAAUGAACGCAUCUUUGAAAUGAAGCAAGGUAACUUCUUCUCGAGGGGUGGUAACCAAGGCAACUUCAGGGGCGAGAGACAAAAUUAUAAUCGACAGGGACAGGAUUGGGGCCGUCAGAGACGUGAUCGUGAUCGUAAUCGUGAAGAGAAUCGUAACUAUUAAACGUAUAACUAAGUAUAAUUAUUUACAGGAAUACGAAAAUAACAUCAACUGUCCAAGAACUUUCUUUUUUCUAUUAAUAUUUUUUCUUUACGUA